Messenger RNA from Symbiodinium sp. CCMP2592, 1059 nucleotides. NCBI's taxonomy places the organism in Eukaryota, Dinophyceae, Suessiales, Symbiodiniaceae. The record is from the annotation of a GenBank genome assembly.
AUGGGUGGCUCCGCUGGCGCCACAAGAGUCAUUGGUAAAGGCCAGCGGCGGCUUAUGACCAAAGGGAUCAAGAUGGGUAGCUGGGUUGCCGUAUCGUAUCGUGUCCCCAUCAAGCAAGAAAUAGACGAGAAUGAUACUGGCCACUACGAAGGGAGGAUUAUUGACAAGCGUAUCGGCGGCCAGGAUCGGGAGUCCUUCAUCGAGCUUAAGGACGUUUUGAAGGUGGACAUCGAUGGAAACAUUAUCGGCAAAGAAAAGCAGAAGCGACUUAUAGAUGCUUUCAUUGAGGACUGCAAGGUCAUCGACAAAAGAGACGAGACGUGGGAUGCCAUCAAGACGCAGAGCGAAGCUGAAGCCGCAAAGCUGCAAGCCCCGCCUGCGGUGGUCAACCAGGCUGUGGCUGCAAAGCUGGAUGCGGGGGUUGCCCUGGUGCGUGCCCCGGCGCGUGCCCCGGUGCCUGCCCCGGCGCGUGCCCCGGUGCCUGCCCCGGUGCGUGUCCCGGUGCCUGCCCCGGUGCGUGCCCCAGUGCCUGUCCUGGCGCCUGCCCCGCGUGUCCUGGUGCCUGUCCUGCAGCCUGUCCUGGCGCAUGUCCAAACAGCGGGGCCGGGGCUUCUGCCGCUUGCCCUGCCGCUGCAGCGUGUCCUGCAGUUGGAGCUUGCCCUGGCGCGUGCCCUGGCUCUGGAUGCUCUGGUGGAUGCCCCGGUGCCUGUCCUGGCGCGUGCCCUACAGGGUGUGCGGGCGCAUGUCCUGGUGGUUGCGGAUGCCCUACAGCUUGCCCGACCUGCCCCGCCUGUCCUGGUUGUGGUUGUGGUUGUGGUUGUGGUGGUUGUGGGUGUGGUUGCCCAGGUUGCGGAUGUGGAGGGUGUUGCGGCGGUUGUGGCGGUUGUGGCUGUUGUGGCUGCGGCUGCCCUGCCGGCUGUUGCUGCGGAGGGUGCCCCGGAUGUGGCUGUGGCUGCUGUCCUGGUUGCUGCGGUUGUGGCGCUAUGGGAAAUGCAAUGUGCGGACAGGGUCCGGGCUGUAUGGGCUGUGGCGGCAUGGCCCCUUGCAUGGGUGGCAUGA